Molecule: messenger RNA, 725 nt
Organism: Callithrix jacchus (white-tufted-ear marmoset)
Lineage: Eukaryota; Metazoa; Chordata; Mammalia; Primates; Cebidae
Product: beta-lactoglobulin-1-like
Molecular function (GO): small molecule binding
Source: RefSeq, a predicted model, not a curated record
AUGCAGUGCCUCCUGUUCACCCUGGCCGUCGCCCUGGUCUGUGCUGUUGGGGCUAUCGACAGCCCCCAGGCCAUGCAGGACGUGGAGGUCCCAAAGUUGGCAGGGACCUGGCACUCCAUGGCCAUGGGGGCCAGUGACUUCUCCCUCCUGGAGUCCAAGGAGGCCCCUCUGAGGGUCUACAUCACCUCACUGCAGCCCACCCCCGAGGGCAACCUGGAGAUCAGCCUGCAAAAACGGGAAAACGACCAGUGUGUUAAGAAGAAGAUCGUCGCAGAGAAGACUGAGAACCCUAUCGAGUUCAAGAUCAACUAUCUGGAUGAGAACAGGAUCUUCCUGUUCAACACCGACUACAGCAAAUACCUGUUUGUCUGUCUGGAGAGCACCUCCCAGCAGAACCUGGCCUGCCAGUACCUGGCCAGGACCCUGGAGGCGGAUGACAAUGUCAUGGAGGAAUUUAUCCACUUUCUCAAGACCCUGCCCAUGCACAUGCGGGUCUUCCUGGACGUGACCCAGGCAGAAGAGCGGUGCUGUGUCUAGGAGAGCUCCUGCCCAGUCCUGCCUCCUGGGUCCCGGAGCCUCAACCCCUGUGCAGAGGAAGAGGACGUCACCCCUCCGGAGGGACCAUGAGGCUGAAGACCAAGGAGCAUUUCCUGGGACCCUGGGACUUCCCGGCCUCAGCCUGGGGUUUCUGUUCUCAGCCAUCCCUUUUGAGCAAUAAAUAAACU